This is a messenger RNA of Carlito syrichta (Philippine tarsier), 1168 nucleotides long. It is a transcript of the gene MYOD1, whose product is annotated as myogenic differentiation 1. Lineage: Eukaryota; Metazoa; Chordata; Mammalia; Primates; Tarsiidae. The record is from RefSeq and is a predicted model, not a curated record. Gene Ontology annotation, biological process: muscle organ development; regulation of transcription by RNA polymerase II; positive regulation of myoblast differentiation. The transcript is spliced from 4 exons. Bases 215 to 1168 code for a protein of 317 amino acids. Gene Ontology annotation, molecular function: protein dimerization activity; RNA polymerase II cis-regulatory region sequence-specific DNA binding; DNA-binding transcription factor activity, RNA polymerase II-specific.
AGGGGUGGGGAAGCCCCGGGGCGCCGCUGCCUCUUCCCUCGCCACGAGUCAGGCCGGACGGGACAGGGCGGGGUAGGGGGAGGCAGCUGGGUGUGCCUUCCGACUCCCGGCGCUUUGCUACCGCGCAUCCGGGACUCCCGAGCGGCGAAAAGUUCCGGGCGCCUCUGGCGCUGGGGUCGGGUGAGGCCGGGACCGCGCCGCCCCCUGCAGGGACAUGGAGCUGCUGUCGCCGCCGCUCCGCGACGUGGACCUGACGGGCCCCGACGGCUCUCUCUGCUCCUUUGCCACCGCAGACGACUUCUAUGACGACCCGUGUUUCGACUCCCCGGACCUGCGCUUCUUCGAGGACCUGGACCCGCGCCUGGUGCACGUGGGCGCGCUCCUGAAGCCGGAGGAGCACUCGCACUUCCCCGCGGCUGUGCACCCGGCCCCGGGCGCGCGCGAAGACGAGCAUGUGCGCGCGCCCAGCGGGCACCACCAGGCGGGUCGCUGCCUGCUGUGGGCCUGCAAGGCGUGCAAGCGCAAGACCACCAACGCCGACCGCCGCAAGGCCGCCACCAUGCGCGAGCGGCGCCGCCUGAGCAAAGUGAACGAGGCCUUCGAGACCCUCAAGCGCUGCACGUCGAGCAACCCCAACCAGAGGCUGCCCAAGGUGGAGAUCCUGCGCAACGCCAUCCGCUACAUCGAGGGUCUGCAGGCCCUGCUGCGCGACCAGGACGCCGCGCCCCCUGGCGCCGCCGCCGCCUUCUACGCGCCGGGCCCGCUGCCCCCCGGCCGCGGCGGCGAGCACUACAGUUUGCAGAUGGACUACAGCGGCCCCCCGAGCGGCGCCCGGCGGCGGAACUGCUACGACGGAGCCUACUACAGUGAGGCGCCCAGCGAGCCCAGGCCCGGGAAGAGCGCGGCCGUGUCGAGCCUGGACUGCCUGUCCAGCAUCGUGGAGCGCAUCUCCACCGAGAGCCCCGCGGCGCCCGCGCUCCUGCUGCCCGACGCGCCGCCGGAGUCGUCUCCGCGCCCGCAAGAAGACACAGUCCGUUUUUCCCACGCCCCACCCUUCCCGGACACUGGCUGCGAUGGCCGCUCUGUGGUCCUCGGUGGGCCACAUCUGAUCCUUGAGGGGCUAGGUCCUUCCUCUUUCUUGCUCCCUCCCUCAUGGGGCGGGGGGUGA